AUGAUAUUGCAAUAUAAUAUUGGAGGAAAUAGUGGAUAUAGUAUACAGUAUUCACCGUUUUUCGAUAACAGAUUGGCGGUUGCUUCAGGGUCUAAUUAUGGGCUCGUUGGUAACGGUAAACUUUUCAUUUUAGAUAUUGAUGAAAGGGGAAAAAUAAAAGAAAACAAUAUAUUUAUUACACAAGAUUGUCUUUUUGAUCUUUCCUGGAAUGAGUUACAUGAGAAUCAGGUAUUGGUUGCACAAGGUGACGGCUCGUUAAGAUUAUUCGAUACAACUUUACAAAAAUAUCCCAUUGGAAUAUUUAAAGAGCAUAAAAAAGAAGUUCUAAGUUGCAAUUGGAAUUUAAUUACGAAAGGUACUUUUGUCAGUAGUUCCUGGGAUGGAGCAGUAAAAAUGUGGUCACCAUUGCGAGAACAAUCUUUAUUAACUUUAUUGCCUAAAAGCAGUGAACAAAGCUCAAAAAUAAACCAUAAUCAAAUUGCUAAGAUUCCACCUCAUGUUAACAAUAAUCAAAGUACACCCAUUUUGCAAAAUAAGGAUUGCGUUUAUCAAGCUCAAUUUUCUCCUCACGACAAUAAUCUAAUUGCUUGUUGCUCAGGCAACUCAUAUAUUACAUUAUUCGAUACAAGAGAACAAAAUAACAGAUUCAACAACAAUAGCUUCAUUGCACAUUCUGGGUUAGAAACUUUGACUUUAGAUUUUAAUAAAUAUCGUCCAACCGUUCUAGCAAGUAGUGGAGCCGACAACAGUAUAAAAAUCUGGGAUAUGAGAAUGAUAAGAAAUAACAACAGCAACAACACUGUAAUGCCUACCAGUAAUCCAAUUUGCAUGAAUGAAAUACGAAAAGCUCAUGAUUUAGCCGUGAGAAGAGUCGUAUGGUCCCCACAUCAGUCCAAUUUACUUCUUUCGACUUCUUACGAUAUGACAAGCAAGGUCUGGAAAGACUUCAGUUUUGAUGGAUCGAAAAUCACCGGUAAAACAAACAGCAUAGAUCCUGGAAGCGGGCUAAUCAAAACAUUUCAUCACCAUACAGAAUUCGUUUUUGGAGCAGAUUGGAGUCUUUGGGGACAACCAGGAUUCAUAGCAACUACAGGUUGGGAUUCAAAGGUAUAUAUCUGGAACUGUUUUUACCCAUAA
Molecule: messenger RNA, 1137 nt
Organism: Tetrapisispora phaffii CBS 4417
Lineage: Eukaryota; Fungi; Ascomycota; Saccharomycetes; Saccharomycetales; Saccharomycetaceae
Gene: PEX7
Product: Pex7p
Exons: 1
Coding region: 1-1137 (378 amino acids)
Biological process (GO): protein import into peroxisome matrix
Cellular component (GO): peroxisomal matrix; cytosol
Molecular function (GO): protein binding
Source: RefSeq, a predicted model, not a curated record